AACCACGUGAUAAAACAGUUUAUGUAACUUUUACUAUACAAUCAACCGUAGCAGGCUGCGGCUAUUUUUUAGAACCUUACACAACCUUGUGAUUGUAACUGCUGCAGUAGUUUUGGAAGAACCAACAUGAAAUUCUCGUAUAUUUUUCUGCUGAGUGUAAUCACUGGAUGUUUAUGUCAGGAUAAUCUUGUUGAAUUGGCAGAAAAGCUAGGAGCAAACACGUUAGUACAGCUCGUCAAGGCCGCUGGUCUAGCGGACGUUCUUGCAACAGGGGGUCCGUUUACAGUAUUUGGUCCAACUGACGAGGCAUUCGCUAGUCUUCCACCUGAUGUUGUAGACAGUUUGAAAAAAGACCACAAGCUUCUAGCUCAAGUAUUAGAAUUUCACGUUGUCAAAGGAAACGUAUUUUCCAGCCAACUUAAAGAUGAGGGGAUUGUUCCAACGCUUAAUCCAGAUGCCAGUAUUAGAACUAACAUAUAUCCCUGGUUUGAACCGAAGCUAGUGACUGCUACAGGAAGUCCAGUUGUAUUAGCUGACCAAAAGGCGUCAAACGGAGUGAUACAUGUUAUAAGUAGAGUGAUGUUUCCGCUUCCAAAGGAAAACUUAGUAGCUACUGUUGCUAAAAACAAAGAUCUAAUGACUUUGGUCAAGGCUGUUACUAAGGCCGGACUGGCCAAGACAUUGUCUGGUCCAGAUGCAUACACAUUGUUUGCACCAACAAACGAAGCCUUUGAAAAGUUACCAGCUGGAUUCCUUGACAUGUUGUCGAAGAAUAUUACAGCUCUCACGGAAGUGUUAACAUACCACGUGUUGCCACUGACUUAUUACAGCGCAGGACUUAAAAACCUCUCAGUUCAGACUGUAGAGGGGAAAAAUGUUACAAUCAGAGUCAGUUCAGAUGGAGUAAAGAUAAACCAAGCAAGAGUUAUUGUAGCAGACCAGUCUGUAUCAAACGGCGUUUUUCACGUUAUUGAUUCUGUCCUGUGUCCUCCUGAAGUCUGUAUGACUUUAUAGGUGUAAAUAUCAGGACUUAGCAAAGAGAAUAUUAAUUCAAGAAAUAUGUUUCGUGAAACCUCUAAAUGCUGCACAUAUCUGUUUGGUACAUUCAGGGAUUAUUACCGUAAUACAUCUACAUGCUGUACAUAAUUGUUAGGUCCAUUAGAUUAAACUACAGAAUCUCCAUGAAUAUACAUAAUAAUUAAAGAUCUGUGCACAUAUUUGUCAAUUAUCUUAAUGUAAAAAUCAUGUGAUUUUGUUAUAUCUGUCAUUGUUUAUAUAUACAUUGUAUUUCUUUCCGUAUUAUAUAUGUUUUGAUAUAUUUUAUGCUCCUUUCUAAGAAAAUAAAGAAUUUGAUUUUUGA
Molecule: messenger RNA, 1360 nt
Organism: Mytilus californianus (California mussel)
Lineage: Eukaryota; Metazoa; Mollusca; Bivalvia; Mytilida; Mytilidae
Product: transforming growth factor-beta-induced protein ig-h3-like
Exons: 5
Coding region: 127-1014 (295 amino acids)
Biological process (GO): extracellular matrix organization; cell adhesion
Cellular component (GO): extracellular matrix
Molecular function (GO): cell adhesion molecule binding
Source: RefSeq, a predicted model, not a curated record